AUGAGUGACGACGCAGAACGAAAAUCUUCACCGGGAUCAUUUGAAACAGAAAGAGAGACUGAGGAUAAAAGGCACAAAAAUGACAGGAAUUCGCAAUUUUACAGAAACACAGAAGCGACGAUUCCAAAACUGGAAUGUGCCGAAGAAAAGUGGACUGCCGACCAGUUCUACUCUGAAUUGAUGAACCGAAGCAACGAAAAAAGGUACGUUUUCAUGGAAAUAAGACACGACUACAUACAGUGGUUGUUUCCAACGUUUGGACAAUCAAUGUUCAAUUCGUCCAGUUUCUCACUUAGCCCCUAUGAGGUUAUUGAGAUGCGCAAAGACGCCGCGGUUGCAGUUCGGUUUGUCAGGUUUUAUAAGAUGUUUCUCGACUUUUUGGGGGGCGAAUUGGUCGACCUUGAAAAGGGGGAAAUUCGUGUUAACACAAACAAAAAAAUGCGUUUAGAGCGAUUCGAUAACUUCAACACAAACGAACACAACUUCUUUAGAGUAACACGAAUCAUCAAUUCGUUGAGAGCAUUCGGGUUUGAAAGGUAUAUCCCACAGUUCAUGAAAUUUUUUGAAGAUAAUAUGGCAUCAUUCAAACACUGCCUCACCAGUUUCCAUAAGUUCUGGAAAAAAGCUGCGCAAAAUGACCGUUCCGUAUCAAAAGAGCCAGAAAAUUUUGAUUACUCUGAUAGUAUAUUUUUCGAUGAGUUGAAAAGGGGUGGAAAGGAAUAUAAAGGUGCAAGAGCUGUUGUCGAGACACUCAAUGAGUUCGAAAAGAAAUUUUUUGAUUGA
This is a messenger RNA of Entamoeba invadens IP1, 783 nucleotides long. RefSeq lists its product as hypothetical. Gene Ontology annotation, cellular component: membrane. The coding region runs from base 1 to 783 and encodes 260 amino acids. Lineage: Eukaryota; Evosea; Mastigamoebida; Endamoebidae. The record is from RefSeq and is a predicted model, not a curated record. Gene Ontology annotation, molecular function: opioid growth factor receptor activity. The transcript has a single exon.